This is a messenger RNA of Amoebophrya sp. A25, 1262 nucleotides long. NCBI's taxonomy places the organism in Eukaryota, Dinophyceae, Syndiniales, Amoebophryaceae. The record is from the annotation of a GenBank genome assembly.
CUUACCCCUUUAGCCGGCCGCCACUAUCGUUCUCGUUUCGGAUAAACAAGUAAAAUAUUCUUGGGUAGAAGCAUGGAUUAUUUUCUUUUGAUAGAGUACCGAAUCAUUGGGUGCAUUUGAUGUUUAAAGAAUUUCAAUUAUUUGUAAAGUGGAACACGUAGCAUAGACCGCAUAGUUGUGAAAUUAUAGAACAACAUUCUUGCUUCAACAUAAUCAUCGUUUCAUCUUUUAUGGCUCUUUAAUGGCUUCGAUUUCGAACGCUCACCCCUUCAUAGGUGAGCCAACUCCUAUCCUAAUCACAAGGUUAAGGAAGUCCUCCUGUCUGAUAAUAGAAAUCUUUGAUGGCGACAUCUCCUUCUCGCCACAACCACAACGAAAAGCCAGCGUGUCUAUUGUUCCCAAGAACAACCACAGUGCUAAAUAAGAGUAGUACAAAAAAGCACUUCUCACUAGCUCCUCCACGAAGAAGUGUCGAGGGAGAUUUUGGGAAUUGGAACCAUGUCGCAGUCAGAGGAGAUGAACAGCGAGGACCCCGCAUCACUGGAGAACCCCCUAUUUGUAAGCCGUGUUAACAACGUAAACGUUAGACCAGGAGGUAGCUCCCUAUCCUUUAGUAGUUCCUCCACGUCCUCUUCUAGUUGUAUUAACGUCAAGUGUGCGAGUCCCCCACCGUCUUCGCGGUCUAGCGCUCGUAAGCCGAUUAGCCCUCCUCCUAGCUCGAGAUCGAGCGGAAGACGGCCACUGGGAAAUGCUGCUGGCGGCCGUUCUGAAGUGAGUGGAUCUUCGCAAUCCGAACUGUUUUAAGGCUCCUUGUCGUGAUAGUGUCACCUACAGCUUCUUCCACUAUGUAUGAAAAUUAUUCUUUGAACAAAAGUGCGAGGCGAUCGGGUCGCGCGCGAAAGAAUGAUAAUGAUAAAGUAGUACAAAAGAAAGAACAUUGGAGGUUCUUACAUAUUAAAUUGAUGCCGCUAGUAAUAGUAUGCGUUCCUGGUUGAAACAAAUGAAUCAUGUGAAUUCAUCGUUGUGUGAUCCUCAAAGUCACAGCACUCGAUCUCGACCACCUCGAACCUCCCUCGUCUUCUAAUCUCAAAUGAUCCCCACCGGUUCUCCCGCAGAGAGACAACGUUUAUCGGACUCUAGCAGUUUGAGGGUGGACCAUAGUUCCAGACCCUCCUCGAACGAUGACGAUGUGCUACGCGCGCAGCAGCACCACCUUUUCGCGAAGGCAAAUGAACACAUCAUGAAUCUGAGUUCUAUCCCAG